Prunus armeniaca (apricot) is the source of this 264-nucleotide messenger RNA. The record is from the annotation of a GenBank genome assembly. NCBI's taxonomy places the organism in Eukaryota, Viridiplantae, Streptophyta, Magnoliopsida, Rosales, Rosaceae.
AUGACAAAACGAGAUGGCCUAUAUGUCUCACAAAAGGCCUCGGUAAUAUUAGUAGUUGAACCAUUUAAGAGCAAGUCUAGCAGCUCUGGACUCGGGCUGCGGGGGCGGGGGGGUUUGGGAGAAAAAGGCGUUUCUAGCAACAAAAGGCAACCCUGGCAGGAGCUGGGGGCCACCAGACUGGGCUGGCCCGAGGUGGAGUUUGGCCCGAGCGCUAGCCCGAGGGCUGGUGAUGUCAUCGCUGGCGUCAACCUCGCGCUACAGUAG